Rhincodon typus (whale shark) is the source of this 2133-nucleotide messenger RNA. RefSeq names its product transmembrane protein 231 (gene tmem231). The coding region runs from base 65 to 640 and encodes 191 amino acids. Gene Ontology annotation, biological process: cilium assembly; regulation of protein localization. The record is from RefSeq and is a predicted model, not a curated record. The transcript is spliced from 5 exons. Gene Ontology annotation, cellular component: ciliary membrane; ciliary transition zone. NCBI's taxonomy places the organism in Eukaryota, Metazoa, Chordata, Chondrichthyes, Orectolobiformes, Rhincodontidae.
UUUUUGGUUAAAAGUAAACACCUAUGAAGAGCAGCCAAAUAUUAGAUUCCAAUAUCAAGUUUUGAUGAUUGUUGGAACUAGCGCAAGUGGUGACUUUGUGGCUUGGAGCACGUUUGAGAACUUUAAUAAUCUGCAAGGGGACAAUCUUCGAUUCCCAUUAGUGACAGCUAUGGAAGAAGACCAAAAUCAGGAUGGGAAGAUGGAUCGUCUGAAUUUCCACCUCGAGCUACCACUCCAACCAUCUGAACAAGUGUACAGUGUGCAAUUUAUUCUGACAUUUUCAUACCAGCUUUUUAGAAUGUCGACAUUUGUAAUGCAGAGUAUGGCAUAUACCUACUUCUCAUCCUCCAUACCUGGGUCUCAGCUUAGUGUGAAUGGUGACUUACAGCUACAUCAAAGAGAGCCACUUCGGCACAAAGGUCUUGACACACGUUACAACGUUUCAAUAUUUAAUGAUAACAGUCCAUUUGCUAGUGCCUUUGACCUGGCACAAAUCAUUUCAUCAUAUCAAGAUAGAAAUGUAACAACAAUUUUCACCAAUCAGUAUCCUGUGUGGACAGUAGGGAGAGCUGCUGAUGCCCCAUUUGUCUUUAAUGCUGUCAUCAGAUAUCCUGUGGAAAUGAUCACAUAUCCUUUUUAAAAUUCAAAAUAAUGAAUAAAGUAAGAUUCUGCCAGACUGUGCUGUACCUUUUUAGGGAAAAGGGUGCAAUUGUGAAAAUAGAGAGAAUUUCAACUGUCCUUCUUUGGCUUACCAUUUAAAUAAAAAGGUUCUGCCUUAUUUAAUAAAUUGUAAUUUGAUUUUCAACAGCAAUGGAAUAAUCAAAUUUGAUGUAUAAUUGAACUUGACCUGGAAGAGAUAAUUUAAUGUUUUUAGAGUGCAGUAAAAUGAUUAGUUAAUUAGUAGCAUUUUAAACUUUAAUUUAAAUGAUGCUUUAUUAAAAGUUUAAUUCUACCUUCACUCCAUUUGUAUAUCCAAGCUACAAUUAAUUAUAUGUUAGAAAGUUUUUUAAAUGUUAUUUUGUUUUAUUGCUUUGUUUCCUUCACGGUUAGCUGUGAAAAGCCUUUAAUGUGAUUGGUUACUUGAUUAGCCAGAUAAUUGCUCACCGGGCUGUAAAUACCUAGUAAAGAAUGUUUCAAUCAAUUUCAAUGACAGUAUAGUGAUACAACUGAAAGUCUCAGCAUUGAGAUUGCUAGAGCUGUUAGCAAGACAAAUGUCAGCCCAAUGUUUUGCAUGUAACUGUUGUUUAAAAUGUAGUGCUGAAGUUCAAGGAAUUACAUUGUAGUGAUAUUAUUUUUCAUGUAAAUAUGCUUGAUGCCAUAUUAUUUGUUUUUAAAAAAAAACAAACAGAAAAAAAGCAAGAUCCAGGAAAAGACUAGCUGUUCUGUCAAUUCAGGCAAGACCAUCAUCUUAUGAUGCUGGACCAGUGUGACUAGACCCACUCCCACUCUCCCACAGCCACAAGAUCUCUUGGUGGAAACAAAAAUAAUCUUUCAAAAAUGGUGUCAUAUUACUCAUUGUAAGAAUCAUUUGCAGUCCUUACAAGUGGUGGUAGUUAACCUGUUCUGGAGUAUUUCAUUACAGUUUGGGCACCACAGAACAUCAUUGAAACCAAGGAGAACAUUCAGCACAGAUUCAUUAAAAUGAUAAAAACCAAAAGAACUGCAGAUGCUGUAAAUCGGGAGCAAAAACAAAGUUGCUGGAAAAGCUCAGCAGGUCUGGCAGCAUCUGUGAAGGAUAAAACAGAGUUAACGUUUCAAGUCCGGUGACCCUUCCUCAGAACUGGUGCCAAACCUGCUGAGCUUUUCCGGCAACUUUGUUUUUGUUCAUUAAAAUGAUCCUGGGUUAGAGAGUUAAAUUAUGAGAAUAGGUUUACAGAAAAUUAGGGUGUGUUCACUUCUUCUGCAGAUAAGAUUUGAAAUGAUAAAUGCAUUUGACAAAGUCCAUACAGAUAAAAAUAUUUUCUCUGGGGAUUAACUUCUUUUUAUUUUUUUCCUUAAUUGUGUAAUAAUUACUUAUCGACCCGGUUUCUGGGAAAUGAUUAAGAUUGCUUGGAUUCAGUAUGUCAGCAUUCUCUUCAUUUUUUUGUGGGUGUUUGAGAAAAUCAAGCUUUUUGUUUUCCAAAAUCAUGUGUU